Messenger RNA from Cyphomyrmex costatus, 3319 nucleotides. RefSeq names its product potassium voltage-gated channel subfamily A regulatory beta subunit hyperkinetic (gene Hk). Gene Ontology annotation, cellular component: voltage-gated potassium channel complex; cytoplasm. The record is from RefSeq and is a predicted model, not a curated record. Gene Ontology annotation, biological process: potassium ion transport; regulation of potassium ion transmembrane transport. The coding region runs from base 21 to 1394 and encodes 457 amino acids. NCBI's taxonomy places the organism in Eukaryota, Metazoa, Arthropoda, Insecta, Hymenoptera, Formicidae. Gene Ontology annotation, molecular function: potassium channel regulator activity; voltage-gated potassium channel activity; transmembrane transporter binding. The transcript has 9 exons.
AUACCACAACGGCAUCAGCGAUGUCACGAUUAAUGCUGUGUAAUCUUGGCAAUACCUCGACUACGGGAAAUGAUACGAACAACAACGCAAACACGAACAGCAGUAUGGAGGACGACGAUUCUUAUCCACUGCCUACAAUUUAUCGCUGCCGUGCACCCAUAGCAAGUUUGGAUUGCAUGGAAGAGUUCAACGGCGGCGGCGGCGGCGGUGGCGGCGGCGGUGUAGACUCGGGCGUGCACUGCAGCAACACGACCGGAACGAAAGAACAGCUACUAACUAGCUGCAUUGCCGCACAAGCGCAACGUUUGCAGCACCCCUCGCCAGGUAUUCGCUACCGCAACUUGGGCAAAAGCGGUCUACGUGUUUCCAAUGUUGGAUUAGGAACGUGGACCACAUUCGGCGUGGGCGGCUGCAGCAACGAGGAGACCGCGGAGGCCGUCGUGGCCCUCGCCUACGAUAGCGGGAUUAAUGUAUUCGACCUGAGCGAGGCGCACAGCGGCCACCGCGCCGAGAUCCAGUUCGGCCGUAUCCUGCUGAGACGCGCCUGGAAUCGUUCCAGUUACGUCGUCACGACGAAAAUUUAUUGGAACACCAAGACCGAGGGUCGCGGGCUAUCGCGGAAACACAUUAUCGAGUCCGUGCAAGCUUCGCUCGUCAGGCUGCAACUGUCGUACAUCGAUAUUGUCAUGAUCCACAAAGUCGAUCCAAUGUGUCCGAUGGAAGAAAUCGUUCGCGCGAUGAAUUAUGUUAUAAGCAAAGGCUGGGUGAUGUAUUGGGGUACAUCGCGAUGGACACCCGUAGAAAUUAUGGAAGCCUAUACGAAUUGUCGGCAAUUUAAUUGCGUGACGCCUAUUGUCGAACAAGCGGAAUAUCAUCUGUUUUAUAGAGAAAAACCUGAACUUUAUAUGCCAGAAUUAUAUAACAAAAUUGGUGUUGGUUUAAUGGCAUGGUCUACAGUCACCAUAGGAAUGGUUUCUUCGAAGCCAGAAGAUUGCGGAGUAUCGUUCCUCUCGAGAUCUUCUUAUAAAAACAAAUACUCUUCAUUUAGUUGGACGGAGGAUGAAACUCAGUCUUUGUAUAAAGAGGAGUACGCGUGGAAAGACAAAUCUGCAGAUGAGGAGACUCGGAAAUAUUCGGACAAAUUGCGGGACGUAUGUGCUCUUGCCGAAAGACUGGGGUGUUCUUUCGGGCAACUGGCCAUCGCGUGGUCUUUAAAGAAUGAAAGUGUUCAGUGCCUUCUGCUCGGUGCAUCCAAUAUAGAUCAAUUGUAUGAGAGUCUCCAAAGCUUACAGCUUAUCCCGAAAUUAAACGCGAACAUAAUGAGCGAAAUCGAGAGGAUUCUUGACAACAAACCGUCCCGACCGCCGAUGAUAUCCACUCUGGCACUUAGAUGACAAUCGAUGUGCCCCCACGGCAGCGGUGGGGGUUCUGUGGAAGAGGCGGGCAGUCCAAAGAGCGAGGGCGGCAACAGUCAGGAUCAGGAGCAGACCAAGGAAGUGAACAACAAGUUGCCAUUUUGUGAGAUACAGUGAAGUUACAUGCGGAUGGUAAACCGUCUCGUUGCUCCACAUGCUAUUGACGCCCAACAUCGGCCGGCCGAGGACUAACGCGGAUGCGACUCGUCUCCGCUUUACAUUUGGUCGCGACCUGGGGCGGGUCAAGUGCACACACGACCACGAGUCGACACGACAAUAUUUACCAAUUACGAAGGAAGCCAUCUACGGAAAUUCGUCGCCUCUCCGACGACGAUGAGAGCAUUCAUUCUCGCGGGGUAUCCCCGAACUUCACCCACGAUUUGUAUCUCUCGUACGUCACACACUCGUGGACACUCGUAGAUAUGUAGAUCGAUAAACGCGACGUGUUUCAUUGCGAGAGCCCAUCUGUCUCCGUUGACAGAACCGCGUGUGCCUGCACGCUUUCGAAAACAUCUCUUGGAACGGGUUACAUUUGUUCCGUAAGCCGUAAAUUUUUCUCUAAUCUCCCUCCGUCAGGAGACUCAUCUGUCCCGUUGGGGAGGUUUUUAUUCGCGAUUCCAAGUGUUCAUUAUUCUUAGCGUUAAUAAUCCCAUUUGCUACACUCGUAGUGAGAUAAUCAGGAAUUCGGCAGUGUGUCACGAGUGUCCACCAGACUACAUUCGUUCUGCCAUUCAUUGGUCGAGUAAAAGCGACUUGCGGACAAUUAAAUUCGUACGGUAUAGCACGAUCAUUUAAAAAAAAGUUUCGUCGUAGAUCAUAAGAAUUUUAUCAAGGAUGAUACUACCACAGCAGCGCUGCAUUUUAAGUGCUCUACCCAAGUACUCUUCGCCCCUUAAAACAUCUCAUCCCCAUCGAUUUCGACGUCCAAUACGUAUUUCUUUCUGCUGUUCUACGCGCUUGAUUCUUCGAAUUUUACCCACCAGUUUAUCUUCGCUUUCUCCGUUUCUCUAUCUCCAUCCUCUCUUCUUUCUAGUUUGUUUGAGGAUCGAGAAACGAUUGCGUUACGUAAGAGACGCGUGAUACACAAUAUGAGCUAAUAAAAUACAUCGCCGUGGAUUUUUCGCUUUUACGAAGAAUACUUCGCGCCUGUUUUCAGAAUAUAGGCAUUGUACUAAAGGAUGAAUGCGGUUGAAAAACCAAUUUUACGAGGAGUAAUUGCGGAAUAAUUGAGCUGAUGGAGUCCAGUAAUCGAGUCAAGUCAGUAGAACAAAUUUAGACGAACGAUUCGUGGAAGAGUGAACUGCGGAGCGACGCUUUAAUUCAAAGUCUGAUUCAGUCUUAUUAACUCGCCGGACUGAUUCUUUAGACUUAAUCAAUUUCUUAAUGGCUACAUUCGAAAUAUUUUCGCUAAAUAUUCGCAAACUCGGUCAAACCGAAUAUAAAUUCUACACUGAUACACGAUAUAUAUAUAUGGGUUCAUUCACUGACGAAUCUUUGAAGAUCCGGACUAUGUACGAAAGAUCUCUUUACUUGAAUAGAUAAUCGUUUCUAUCAAGAGAACGUCUGUUUGUUUACCGCACACACGAUAGCUUUUCGCUUCGCUUUAAUGCCAUAAAGUGAGAAAUGCAGCACAUUUUUGAAGAAAGUGAUUUAUCUUGAAAAGAAACACAAAAUUUGUAAUAUUCGACUAUUAUACCUUUGUGUGAAGUGUCGUUGCUCCUGAGCAAUAUUCUUUCGAUUUACCUUGCCGUUUCCUCAUGCCAAAAUGUUAAAGUCAUCAGCAGAUGCGAUUCGUGCCAAGCAAGCACCGUUUCGCCGAUCAUUCGGAACAUUGCUCAAGUGUACGAUCGUGAGAAAUUUCUCGCUCCUGUAAAACUAAUAAUCUGUAUAGACAUGUAUAUAUA